Messenger RNA from Homarus americanus (American lobster), 9346 nucleotides. RefSeq names its product glutamate synthase [NADH]-like. Gene Ontology annotation, molecular function: FMN binding; iron ion binding; iron-sulfur cluster binding. NCBI's taxonomy places the organism in Eukaryota, Metazoa, Arthropoda, Malacostraca, Decapoda, Nephropidae. The transcript is spliced from 42 exons. Bases 305 to 6499 code for a protein of 2064 amino acids. The record is from RefSeq and is a predicted model, not a curated record.
CGCAUCGGCCCUUCAGUAAGCGCGCGGUGGUCAAAGGAAGAGUACGCUAAAGUAAUAGCUACUCUCCGGUGACAGAACUUUUAACAGCAUAUAGACUAAUUUCAUUGAGAGAAGACAUUUGUCGUAAUUUUGCAAACCAUUUUAAUAACCCAUCAACAAAGGAAUAAAAUUUUCACUGUAAAUUUUAUCAGGAAACUAGCUGUUACUGGUUGUUCAAAUUUUACCGUUUGCAUCCUAAAUUUCCCUCCAACCUCACCGAGCACAUCAACAAAUCCACCAAGUGCACUUAACUGCAUUUAAAAGGAUGGUGGAGUCGUGGGAGUACCCGCCUGCCCAGGGCCUCUAUGACCCGUCCUACGAGAGCGCUGCCUGUGGUGUCGGCUUCGUCGUCAACAUCGAUGGCGUCGCUUCAGCCAAGGUUGUUCGUGACGCAGAGAGGCUUGCGUCACGUAUGAAGCACAGAGGCGCCUGUUCCUGCGACAAUGAUACCGGUGAUGGCGCUGGGCUGAUGGUCGCCAUCCCUCAUACCUUCUACAGCAAUAUUCUACAGGAGGGGCAUGGAGUGUCGUUGCCUGAGCCUGGACGCUACGCUACAGGCAUCUUCUUCCUGGACAAGACUCACCACCAGGAGACCGAGCAACUCUUUGAUGACCUCGCUGCUGAACAUAACCUCAAGGUACUAUGCUGGAGGACCGUGCCAACUGAUAGGUCGAUCCUUGGUGAGGUCGCUAGGGGCUCUGAACCGUUCAUGAGGCAAGUCUUCAUCGCUGCUCCUGAAGACAUCGAUGACGCCACCUUCAGGAAAAAGGUGUGGGUGAACAGGAAGCAAGCAACCCACAACCUUCUGCGGCCUGGCUGUAGAUUCUACAUUUGUUCGCUGUCCACCACCACUGUUGUGUACAAGGGCCAGCUCACUUCUGAUCAGUUCUGGGUUUACUUUGGUGAUUUGAAUAAUCCUAACUUUUCCACCUACAUGGCUCUGGUACACACCCGGUUCUCCACCAACACCUUCCCAUCAUGGGAGCGAGCCCACCCACUGAGGCUAAUGGCACACAAUGGUGAGAUCAAUACCCUGCGCGGUAAUGUGAAUUUAAUGAAGGCAAGAGAGGGAGUGAUGAAGAGUGCUGAGUAUGGUGAUGAACUGACUAAGCUGUACCCUGUGGUGGAGCCCAACCUCUCUGACUCAGGUGCUGUUGACUGUUGCCUCGAGUUCCUGGUUAUGGCCGGUGGACGCUCUCUGCCUGAGGCAAUCAUGACAAUGGUCCCUGAGGCGUGGCAGAACGAUGACCUCAUGAAUUCUGAAAAACGUGACUUCUAUCGCUGGUCUGCUUGUGCAAUGGAGCCCUGGGACGGCCCAGCACUGAUGACCUUCACCGAUGGACGCUACAUCGGAGCAAUUCUGGACAGGAAUGGUCUGCGCCCUUCUCGCUAUUACGUCACCAAAGAUCGAGUGCUGGUGAUGGCUUCAGAAGUGGGCGUAUAUGACACAGAGCCUGAGAAUAUUCUGCAGAAGGGUCGACUCAAACCUGGCCGCAUGCUGCUGGUAGACACACUGGAGAAGUUGGUGACCAAGGAUGAGGAACUCAAGUUACAGAUAGCAAGGUCUAGGCCUCACUCACAGUGGAUUCAAGAACAGAUGUUUACCAUGGAGGACUUGUAUGCUGCCCAUGAAGGUGACCUGACAUCUGAACCAUCUCUGACAAAUGGCCAUGUAAACGGGGCCAUCAAUGGAGAGGAGAAUGGUGGCAUCAUGCGUACCUUUGGUGGUGAUCGCCGCCUUUGCAUGUUUGGCUAUACUCUUGAAACUCUCAAUAUGUUGCUGCUUCCAAUGGUUACAACACAGAAAGAAGCUCUUGGCUCAAUGGGAAAUGAUGCACCAUUGGCCUGCCUCUCACAGUUCCAGCCACUUAUAUAUGACUACUUCAAGCAGCUGUUUGCUCAAGUCACAAACCCUCCCAUUGAUCCAUUCCGUGAAAAAAUUGUGAUGUCGCUUGCCUGCCCUAUUGGACCUGAAGCAAAUAUCCUGGAGCCCAGUGCCAAACAGUGCCAUCGUAUCUUCCUGGAGAACCCUAUGUUAUCCCUUCAGGAUCUUGAGGUGAUCAAGGCAACAAAAUACCGUGGGUGGAGCACAUACGUUGUUGACAUAACGUACCCGGUUAGUGAAGGAACCAGCGGCCUUGUUCCUGCUCUAGAUCGUAUUGCUGCUGAGUCGUGCAAGGCAGCUGAGGAUGGCUACCAGAUCUUGGUGCUGUCUGACAGAAAAGGUGGAAGUGACAGGUUACCAGUGAAUGCUCUGAUGGCACUUGGGGUCACACACCACUACCUGAUUGAAGAACGUCAGCGCAUGAAGGUUGGCAUCAUCCUUGAGACUGGUGAAGCAAGAGAAGUACAUCAAAUGUGUGUUCUGUUAGGCUAUGGGGCUGAUGCCAUCUGCCCAUAUUUGGUGUUUGAGACGAUGAACUCCCUUCGAUCUGAGGGAGUCAUUACUCUUGCCAAUAAGGAAAUUUUCAAGAACUACAUCUCUGCCAUGGAACGAGGCAUCUCUAAGGUGAUGGCCAAGAUGGGGAUCUCCACACUUCAGUCCUAUAAGGGAGCACAGAUCUUUGAGGCUGUUGGUAUUUCAGAGGAAAUUAUUAACAAAUGCUUCAAGGGAACUGCUUCACGAAUUGGUGGAGUUACAUUUGAAACCUUGGCUAAUGAAGCAUUUGAGCGUCAUGCUCUAAGUUAUGGAGACCGAGAAUGUGACACAAUGGUGUUAAGGAACCCAGGCUUCUAUCACUGGCGUAGUGGUGGAGAGAAACACAUGAAUGACCCAGUGUCUAUUGCCAACUUGCAGGAUGCUUCAAGGACCCAAAACAAAUCUCAGUAUGACAAGUUCAAAGAAUCAACAAUGGAGAGCGUCAAAGCUUGUACAUUACGCGGCCAGCUGGAACUUGUGAAACUGGAAAAUCCCAUCGACAUCUCGGAGGUUGAGUCAGCAUCAGAGAUUGUGAAGAGGUUUGCCACUGGUGCUAUGAGCUUUGGUUCUAUCUCCAUUGAAGCUCACACUACUCUGGCUAUUGCCAUGAACCGUGUGGGUGCCAAGUCCAACACUGGUGAAGGAGGAGAAAAUGCUGAUAGAUACAUAGAUCAGGAUCCAGAGUUUAACAAACGUUCAGCUAUUAAGCAAGUUGCAUCCGGACGCUUUGGUGUUACUGCAGCAUACCUGGCUAAUGCUGAUGACCUGCAGAUCAAGAUGGCUCAGGGGGCCAAACCUGGAGAGGGCGGUGAACUGCCAGGCUACAAGGUGUCAGAAGACAUUGCCAAUACUCGUCACUCGGUGGCUGGAGUGGGUCUGAUAUCUCCACCUCCUCACCAUGACAUCUACAGCAUUGAAGACUUGGCUGAACUUAUCUACGAUCUGAAAUGUGCCAACCCAAAUGCACGAAUCUCAGUCAAGCUUGUGUCGGAAGUUGGUGUUGGUGUGGUGGCGUCUGGUGUAGCAAAGGGGAAAGCAGAGCACAUAACCAUCUCAGGUCAUGAUGGAGGUACAGGAGCCAGCAGCUGGACAGGCAUCAAGAGUGCUGGUCUACCAUGGGAACUUGGCAUAUCCGAGACUCACCAGACUCUUGUACUUAACAAUCUGAGAUCUCGUAUUGUUCUGCAGGCUGAUGGACAGAUACGCUGUGGUAUGGACGUCAUAAUUGCUGGUUUGUUGGGUGCUGACGAGAUUGGCUUCAGCACAGCUCCACUGAUCGUGAUGGGCUGUACCAUGAUGCGCAAGUGUCACCUCAACACUUGCCCUGUUGGGAUCGCAACUCAGGAUCCUGUCCUCAGGAAGAAGUUUGAGGGCAAGCCAGAACAUGUGGUCAAUUACUUGUUCAUGUUAGCUGAAGAGGUCCGUGAACUCAUGGCUUCAGUGGGUGUUCGUAAGUUCCAAGAACUGGUGGGUCGCACAGACUUAUUACGUGCCCGUGAUUCCUGCUCGACAAAAGUCAAUCUUCUAGACUUUAAUCUAAUACUGAAGAAUGCACUGCACAUGAGACCAGGAGUCAACAUAGUUGGAGGAUCUGUGAAACAGGACUUUGGGCUUGAGACUCAUCUUGACCAAGAGAUUCUGAAGGAGGUAGAGCCAUUACUGAAUGGCACCACCGAUACUGUAACUGUUAAUACAACAAUCCACAAUGAAGUUCGUGCCUUUGGAACAACUCUCUCGUACCACAUUGCCUUAAAAUAUGGAGAGGAAGGACUUCCAGAUAACAGCAUUCAGAUCAACCUUGCAGGAUCUGCUGGUCAGAGCUUCUGUGCUUUCCUUGCAAAGGGAGUUACAGUUACUCUAGAAGGAGAUGCUAAUGACUAUGUUGCAAAGGGACUGUCUGGAGGCGAGGUAGUCAUUUACCCACAGAAGGAUUUGCCUGAAGACUAUAAAACAGAGGCAAAUAUCAUCGUGGGUAAUGUGUGCCUGUAUGGGGCCACCAGUGGCUCGGCAUUCUUCAGAGGAAUGGCUGCAGAGAGAUUCUGUGUUCGUAAUUCAGGCGCUGUUGCAGUUGUGGAGGGGGUUGGAGACCAUGGCUGUGAAUACAUGACUGGAGGAUGUGUGCUGAUUCUUGGCCAGACUGGGCGUAACUUUGCUGCUGGAAUGUCUGGUGGUAUUGCUUAUGUCCUGGACCCCAGCAGUGAAUUUCCGAGGAAAUGCAAUCAGCAGACUGUGGAACUUCUUCCUCUUGAACUGUCAGAUGACCUGGUGUUUGUUGAGGAUCUUCUGCGACAGUUCCAUGAUAAGACAGGCUCACAGGUUGCUGCAAACUUGCUCAUGGACUGGCCUGCUCAAGCCAGCAGCUUUUUAAAGGUGUUCCCAUAUGAGUACCAGCGAGCCUUGAGGCAACUUGCUGAGAAAGAAGCAGCAGUACAAGUAACCCCAGAGAAGGCUAAAGUUGAAGUGAAGCCCGAGCCAACAGUUUGUGAUAUUGAAGAAUCUGUCACUGACACUGCCAUGGAAAAGAAACGAUUGGAGAAGAUCCUUGAUAAAACUAGGGGCUUUGUAAAGUACAAGCGUGAAACAGCCAUGUAUCGCUCGGCCGAGAAGCGGCAGAAGGAUUGGGACGAGAUCUACAACGUUGACAGUGUCCGCCGUGGCCUACGUGUGCAGGCAGCAAGAUGCAUGGACUGUGGAGUUCCUUUCUGCCAAUCAUCACAUGGUUGUCCCCUGGGUAACAUUAUUCCCAAGUGGAAUGAUCUCAUAUUUAACAACAACUGGAAGGAAGCACUCGGCCAACUUCUGCAAACCAACAACUUCCCAGAAUUUACUGGGCGAGUGUGUCCUGCACCUUGUGAGGGAGCCUGUGUUCUGGGCAUUAAUGAACUUCCAGUAACAAUUAAAAAUAUUGAGUGUUCAAUUAUUGACCAUGCGUUUGAACAAGGCUGGAUUAAGCCAGAGCCACCAGUGUUGAGGACAGGCAAGAAAGUAGCUGUAGUAGGAUCUGGACCUGCUGGUUUGGCUGCAGCUCACCAGCUUAACAAGGCUGGUCACUUGGUAACUGUGUUUGAGCGGAAUGACCGUGCUGGUGGACUGCUGCAGUAUGGCAUCCCUACCAUGAAGCUCAGUAAGGAGGUGGUUCAGCGCCGAGUGAACCUUAUGAAGGAUGAGGGCAUAAUGUUCAAGACCAAUGUUAAUGUUGGCAAGGAUAUAUCAGCUAAGGAUCUACAAGAAGAAUAUGAUGCCUUACUGUUGUGCUUGGGAGCAACCUGGCCACGUGACCUUCCAAUUGCAAACCGUCAAUUGGAAGGUAUUCACUUUGCUAUGGCAUUCCUUGAAACAUGGCAGAAGAAGCAGAUGGGCAACACUAUCGACCACACUACCCUCACUGCCAAGGACAAAGAUGUCAUUGUUAUUGGUGGAGGUGACACAGGAUGUGAUUGCAUUGGUACUUCUCUAAGGCAGGGAGCCAAGUCCAUUACAACGUUUGAGAUCCUACCACAGCCUCCUCCUUCCCGUGGACGUGACAACCCAUGGCCCACUUUCCCCAGGGUAUUUAAAGUUGACUAUGGACAUGAAGAAGUUAAGGUCAAGUUUGGACGUGACCCCAGGGAAUAUAGCACUCUUACUAAGGAGUUCCUGGAUGAUGGGACUGGAAAGGUGGCAGGUGUACGCGCAGUGACGGUGGAGUGGACUAAGGAUGAGAGUGGUCGCUGGAAGAUGAACGAAGUUGAAGGAUCAGAAAAGGUGUACAAGGCUGAUUUGGUGCUCCUGGCAAUGGGUUUCUUAGGACCUGAGAGAUACAUCGUUAAUGAACUGGAGAUGGAACAGGACCCACGUUCCAACAUUUGUACACCAGAUGGCAAAUACGUCACAAGUGUUGACAAAGUUUUUGCAGCUGGAGAUUGUCGUCGUGGUCAGUCUCUCGUUGUGUGGGCCAUCAACGAAGGUCGUCAGGCAGCACGUGAGGUGGAUACUUACCUCAUGGACACUUCCACCCUCCCCCUUAGUGGAGGAGUUGUUCAGAUUACACAAAAGGGAUAAAUGAUCUGUUUUAUUAAUGAAAUCGUUUAUUAAGAGCGAGUGUGAAAUUCACUAUGACGGUAAGGGGGUCCAACAGAUGUACUGAACUUAAUAGGAUCUCUUCCCGGCACACUGUUGAAGAUGGUGCAUAUAACACUGAUCCAUUAGUUAGCUGUUGAACAGUUUUGUGGGAUCAAGUUCAGUAGCCUGUACAUAUAGUGUAUGGAAAUGUCCUGGUUUGAUUUUUUUUUUUUUUUUUUGGUAAAUGAUGGGUGGAGUUGUGAUACAAGGGAGACAUUGAACAUGAAGCAUAUCACCUCUGGUUAGGUGGUUAAGUAGUGUACAAGUGUUAAUAGAACUGUCCAACCCUGAGAAGGGGAUCAAUGUUCUGCUUUUGUUGUUGUUAUUGAUGUACAUAGCCAUUAUAAUUAAUAAUACAGAAAAUUGAUAUUCUUUAAGCCAUGGAAAUUACAACUGUCAGUCUCACAAAGUUUUAGUGAAGUAUUUUUCCCAACACUUCUUACAUUAAUAAUAGUUAAAAUAAUAGUGAAGAAUAUGAGUGAUAUGGUAGUUUUCCUAAUAGACGUGUCUUACGAAGAGUCACUUGCCAGUCAUAUUUAAUUAUAACUUGAACAGUUGGAUUUAUUCUCAUUUAUUUUAAGAAAGUGAACUACUGGUCACCACUCGGAUCGCAUUUACUUCAACAUUGUACUUGUAAUUUUAUUUAUAAUGUAUAUUUAUUUUUUUACCCUUAGCAAUGGAAAUACUACAUAUAAAUCUUGCAACAAUAUACUGUAUAUGCUAUUUGGUUCUCAGUGAUAUUAAACUGCACAAAACAAUUACUGAUAACAAAGCAUAACUAAUGUUUUCUGUUGCUCACUGUACAAUAAUAAUUCAAUGGAUUUAAAAGUAAACUGAAUGAGUUCUGAAGGUUGACAUUCCUAAUAUUACUAAAAUGGCAGCUAAAUACUGUAUGAAGACCAUCAACAUGCUGCAGUUAAUGUUAAAUAUUACUGUGUAAAUUACAGUGAGUACACCUUGUUCAUUUAAUAUUAAUAAUGUGUAAUAUACAUUGUGUAUAGUAAGUGUAUCAUUUUAAAAAACAAUUUGAUUUGUAUUGUUGCAAGAUAUUUAGAGGACGUCACAGUCCUCUUGUUAAGAAUGAUCAUAUCUGUAGGCGAGGGAGACCCGUUAUUUUACUGUAAGAGACCUGAUGUGAAUAAUGUUUUUGCAAUAAAUUCCAAGUGAAAAUCUUGACAUUUAGGAUAGUUUGAUAAAGUGACUGACUUGUAUUAAUAGUUCCCAGUGUAUAGCUCAAUAGGUGUUAUAGCAUUGGAGAAGUUCAUUAACAAUUUAGUUGUUGUAGAAACAAUUCAAAUAAGAAAUUAAUCAAUACCUGAACUGAAUAUUGACUAUUUUUCAGUGUAGUAAAUAGACCAUUUUAAUUUCCAUAAAAUCUGCUUCGGAAUACUGGUGGCUUGAUAUUUUUAUUCAAAUUUUGUUUUCAUAUAUUCUUCAUCUCAACAUUAAAGUUUGAGAGGCUUAUGGAUGAGCAGAUUGAACUUUUAAGUAUUUUAUCCAGGAUAAAACCUGGUUAGUGACUUGUCAUUUGUUAAUAUGAGAACAGUAUGUGUUCAUGUUUUGAAAUGUUUACUCAUCAAAUAGAUUUCUUUCUUUUGGUUAAAAUGUAACCGAGAGGUAUAAUAUAAUAUUGGCCAAACAAUAUCCUGUCCUAACCAGGAUGCUGUAGUAUCUCAUGAGGAAUUGGACAUCAUCUACGUGGUGUCCCAUUAGGUUAACUCGGACAUUAUAACAAUGUUAAUCAGUUAGUAUUAAAUGGGUAUGUUUUCUCCAAUAUAGAUAAAUUAAUUACAAACAUUGGUCAUAAUGAACACUGACUCUUAGGGCUCCAUUUAAGAAAGUGUUGCACUUCUUUAAUCUUUAAACGAUGUGAAAUAUUUAGCGUAUGUGUUCUUGAGAUAUAUAUAUUUGUUUGUUAAAAUUAAGCCCAAAAGAUUUGUCAUGUUCACAUGACUAUUCUGUUUAGGGAGCUAGUCCAAGCUCUGCCAACUGCAUGUGAUAGUAAUGCCUGGUCAACGCGAAACUCUGUCUUCCAUAGAUUAUGGUAGAUAAGAUUACAGUACAGUUUCUUCCUGACGUAGAUGUCAAGUAGAUUGUAAACUGUAUCUUGAUGUCAUGACUGUCAAAUUAAGUGGCAAAAUUUACAGAUUAGCAGUAGGUUUUUUUUUAUUGAAUGCAAGUAUAUACUGUAGUCUGUAUUUUACUCUUUUAAGUUACAAUAUGGUAUUAAUGUGAUAAAAUCCGUCUACCUAAGAUAAUAAUUGGUCUUCUUUUACAAUAAAGAUCAUACUAAUACAGUACAGUACAGUAGUCCAUUCUGAGAAUUUUAAGCACUCUUCAAAUUAUUAAUUGAAAUCAAACGCAUAGAUCAGUGAUGUGCUUUGCCUGUGCAGUAUGUUAAUUUCUUGCUGUACAGUAAUUUGUUUUUCCCAGUUAGCCAAAUUUUACCAGAAAUUCCAUAUUGUACAGUACUGUAUUCCAAUUUCUAAUUUUGAAAGUUGGACAUAAGGGUGUAUGUACUGAAAUGGUGAUCAUUGUGUUGCAAUAUCUUUUCAGAUUAAAUACUUAAGUCUCUUUGUCAUCACCUGCUUUGAACUUAGGAAGAGGUGGCAUGAAGUACUGUAGGUAAGUUUGAUGCCGGUCCUAAUUUAGAAGUGAAUCUUUUAUUUGUUUAUAGUUGAAAGCCAACCAUGUAAUCUGUCAUAGGAAGUGGGUAUGAAUCCUACCCCUCUUCAUAGAUAAGUUACUUAUAUAUAUAAGAUACUGUUAGUAAAGAUAAUAUAAUAA